AGAGAGAGAGAGAGAGAGAGAGAGAGAGAGAGAGAGAGAGAGAGAAAAAAAAACAGUCGGGAAAUAACAAUUGAUAACCAAUCGAUUGCUGUACUAUCGUACAGCGCCAUCUAGAGACAGGGUGACACAGCUGACUGGUGACAGUUGUUGGGCAGGGAGUGAGUGCAAUUUAGAGACCUGUGAGCCUUAGUAGGCUUAGACGAGCGUAUGUCUCGCAAGCUUAUCAUUGGAUUGUUUGUUUAUAGUGGAACAAAAAACACAUUUUUUCUAAAUUGAUUCGAAAACGCCCAAAAAGUUCGUCGCUUAGUGUAUUAUGGAAACAAUUUCUACACUAUUGAAAUGUUCACUUCCAAGACAAGAUUCAAAAUGGCGACAAUUCUUGAAGUAAUAACGUAUCUCAGCUGGGUUCUGUUAUUGGUUGCAUCGUCCCAAGAAACCCGUCUCCCUCUCGAUACCACAAUCAAUAGAGCUUUAACUCGAACACAUUGCGCACGAAACAAAGAGAUCACUCCCUACCGUAAGUCCCCAGUCCCAGCCCCAACCCAAUGGAGUGUAAAGCCCGAAGAAAGCGUCUCCAGCAAACGGACCCAAUUACCGGCAAACGAACAGCGAACCGGCAGCAAAUUGAUAGAGUGCUACUUUGAAGGCUCUUCGGUGCAAUCAUUUAACCGCAAACAGGUCGACAUGCAAUCUGCCGAAGGCAGCUCACCACUUCAGCAAGGUGCCACCGUGGUACCAAACAACGCGGAACAAGGCGGCGGCUGUGCGGUAAGAAGCGGAUGGCAUGACGACGAUGGUGGUGGAAGAAAGUUUCCUGGAAUUAAUGCAGCGACCCGACUCUGCCCCUCCGGUUGGAUGAAUUGUAGUGGUCGAGCAGUGUUCGAGUCGAUUUGUGGCCAGGCUGAACGACGAACUGAGCAGCCGGUAAACGGUGCACAAGGACACGGUGCUAAAGGGCUUUGCCAAAGUGCAUUCGGCUGGAUUGGUGGUGAUUUCACAGAUGGAGGAAAGCUUGCCGCACCUGCGGGGUACGCUGGCUUGAAAAGGCUUCAGCAUCAAUUCACCACCGAGAAGAGAACACUCGCCCAGGAAGCAUUGGAUUCGGCACGAAAGAAUUGGUAA
Messenger RNA from Anopheles coluzzii, 1122 nucleotides. RefSeq lists its product as uncharacterized. Bases 340 to 1122 code for a protein of 260 amino acids. NCBI's taxonomy places the organism in Eukaryota, Metazoa, Arthropoda, Insecta, Diptera, Culicidae. The transcript has 3 exons. The record is from RefSeq and is a predicted model, not a curated record.